Molecule: messenger RNA, 958 nt
Organism: Ostrea edulis (European flat oyster)
Lineage: Eukaryota; Metazoa; Mollusca; Bivalvia; Ostreida; Ostreidae
Product: methyltransferase-like protein 27
Exons: 6
Coding region: 157-834 (225 amino acids)
Molecular function (GO): S-adenosylmethionine-dependent methyltransferase activity
Source: RefSeq, a predicted model, not a curated record
GCUUUUAGUUACCUGUCGUUUGGUUCGCCGAUUGUCACACUGACGUUGAAGAGCACUUUAUACCAGUGGCUGAUAAGCGGGCAUCUAGAAUACUGUCACCUUGAUCGGGGAACAGGGAAGGAAAAUUACUUUUAGGUUGGAACUACGGAUCUAUUGAUGGCAACUCAGCGGUACAGCCUUCCCAGUGAUGACCAUGGCGCGGCAAAUAUACUGGGCAAAGUGUUUCUGGAUGGCCUCUCCCAGAACGAACUGAACGAGGCUUACAACGAUGUUAGUAAAGAUUAUGACCAGAUUUUAUUGGGCAGUGGAUAUAAAGCACCAGAAAGUGCUGCUUGGGCUGUGACCAAACUCUUCCCUGAGGAUGAACGGUCUCAGAAGGUAACUCUGGACAUCGGUGCUGGGACAGGACUAGUGGCAGACGAGAUGUAUAAGAAAGGGUUUAGAAUUUUUGACGCUUUGGAACCGUCACAGGGAAUGCUUGACAUCGCCAAACAGAAGGGGCGGUACAGAAACUACAUCUGUGCAGCACUCGGAGAAGAACCAUUGGAUAUACCAUCAGCAUCAUAUGAUAUCAUCACAGUCGUUGGAAGUCACGGGCCAAAUCACAUCAAAAGCGAGGCUCUAUAUGAACUUAUUCGAUUAACCAAAUCCGGUGGUGUUGUAUGUAUUGUGACUCGAAUGGAACACCUACGCAAUUUAAAGGAAUACAAAGAUUCGUUCUUUCCUCUAUGUGAUCAACUUGAAAAAGACGGGAAAUGGAAAAAAAUCGCAUGUUCAUCGUGUCCUUUUUGGAAUACAGUAGAAGGAGUACAAAUUAUGUACAGAAUAUUUUGAUAUUUCAUACUUAAUGAGUAAUUUGAUUAGACUGCACAUCGAUAUCAAUAAGAGAUCUGAAUCAUCAUAGUGUUUAUAAAUCUUCAGAGAGAGCUAUAUUAUAAUAAAAAGAACGAUGGUCGUA